Messenger RNA from Galendromus occidentalis (western predatory mite), 1012 nucleotides. RefSeq lists its product as uncharacterized. The record is from RefSeq and is a predicted model, not a curated record. The transcript is spliced from 3 exons. The coding region runs from base 117 to 839 and encodes 240 amino acids. Lineage: Eukaryota; Metazoa; Arthropoda; Arachnida; Mesostigmata; Phytoseiidae. Gene Ontology annotation, biological process: protein targeting to membrane; protein targeting to vacuole; ubiquitin-dependent protein catabolic process via the multivesicular body sorting pathway. Gene Ontology annotation, cellular component: ESCRT I complex.
AUGACCACACUGUUACCGAGACAGCCCGAGAGUCACAGUAACAGAGAGUCAUAUGAUUAUUUAAAGAGUGUGGACACGGCCUCCAUUACUGUUUCUGUUCUUCGGAAAGAGCGAUCAUGGCUCACAGAAUCUCCGAUAUCGAGUUCCGGACACAGAUACAGGGCAUAACGAGGAAUUUCAACGAAAUGAGUAACGACGAGUUGAAGACUCUGGUCGAAUGCGACGAUGCCAUCAUCGAUACCCAGUUCACGGACUGCUCAGCUGCUCGAGCAAUGGAGCGAACGCGGAAAUCUCUGAUCGAGAACAAUCGUCUAAUAGCGCAGGAGAAUAUCGAGAAGGAGACCCGAUUUUUUGACCUGCGGAAUACGUUGCUCAAGAUGUACCAAGAAGCCAAGGACCUCAAACAUUCAAUUGAAGAGAUGCAGGACCGAAAUCCUCGAUUGAAGUCGGCAACUGCCGAUCUGGAUUCCAUACAGGCUGUUCUAGAAGCUGCUGCGAGAGACGCCGAGGAUGUGUCAGAGAAAAUCGCCACUGAGUUUCUCGACGCCCGGAUCUCGGCCGAUGAUUUCCUAGCGACUUUCGUAGAUAAACGAAGGGAAUCCCAGCUGAGAAGAGUGAAUGCCGAGAAGGUCGUUGACCUGCUUCGAGAGCGAAGAAGAACUCCAGCCGUUCAACCGAUGCCCCUCUACCCAGGUCAGGGAAUGAUGCCUCCAUUGGGUCCUCCAAUGACCUAUCAACCUCCGUCGAUGCCCCAAAUGGGUUACGGUGUACCGCCGUAUCUUCCGUAUCCAGCUUACCCGCCUGCCGGACCGAUGAGCAUGCCAACACCCGGGACUUAGAACUACAGCUUCAUGCAGAAAACGCACAGAUCCGUUAUUGGGAUCAUCUGUGGGAUUAUCAUGAGAAACCUUGAAAAAUGGGCGAUUUAACUCGGGCGGAUCGCGAUACUUCGUCUCUGACUAGUUUAGGGAUGAGAUUUUAGGAUAAGAAUUAAAGAGUAUCGGGCAAACAA